Messenger RNA from Closterium sp. Yama58-4, 909 nucleotides. The record is from the annotation of a GenBank genome assembly. NCBI's taxonomy places the organism in Eukaryota, Viridiplantae, Streptophyta, Zygnematophyceae, Desmidiales, Closteriaceae.
AUGGCUUCCUUCCGAGCCGGCCACACACCCGCUAAGGCCACUUGCCUCGUCGUGGUCAUCGCCUCUGCAAUGCUCCUUUCCGCCCCUGCGUGCGUCUCCGCCGCCGGGAAACUCGCCAACGCGACUGCGCCUGCCAACGCGACUGCGCCUUCUAACUCGACUGCUAUUGCUAAGGGUGUUUCUGCUGGCGCGAUUGGGUCUGCAAACGCAACCACGCCUGCCCUGGUGGCGACGGCGAGGCAGAGCAAGAACUCGGUGCUAGGAAAGAACUCCACGUGCGCCUAUUACGCAAACUACACCGCCAACCCCUACUUCGGCAAGGGGCUCACCGUGAAGCUUCCUCCCGCCAUCUUCGGCAAGCGCUGCGGCGCGUGCUACAAGGUGAUUUGCGCCAACGACACGAAGCGCUGCCGCAGCGGCAAGGCGACCGUGACGGUCCGCGUCAUCGGCGCGACGACCACGGAGAAUCAGAUCUCGCUCUCCCCCGUGUCGUGGUCCAAGAUCGUGCAGGGAUCCGACGCCGCCCCCGUCGGCGUCACGUACAAGCGCACCAACUGCCAUUCCACCCUCGGAUCCGCGGUGCGCGUGCGCGCCAACUCGACGGCGGAGCAUUUCAACAUUCAGAUGGUGGGUCUCGCCGGCCCCGGUACGCUCAAGGCGGUCGAGAUCAGCGCGGACGGCAAGAAGUGGGCGAAGCUGACCCGCGACGGCAGCAAGGCGAUCUGGGGGAUCACGGGCAAGGAGGCGAAGGAGGUUGUGGGCGCGAAGAAGGCGGUGAGCGUUCGGCUGACGGCGGGACACACGCUGGAGAAGAUCACCCUCGACAAGGUCAUUCCCGCCGACUGGAAGCCGCAGACGCUCUACUCGUCCAAGGCCAACUUCAAGAAGCUCAUGGCCGUGGCCAAGUAG